Ostertagia ostertagi is the source of this 390-nucleotide messenger RNA. The record is from the annotation of a GenBank genome assembly. Lineage: Eukaryota; Metazoa; Nematoda; Chromadorea; Rhabditida; Trichostrongylidae.
AUGGUAGCGUUAUUGUUAAUUGGUACCUUGAACAGCAACCUCUUCUGUGGAUCACGGUUCAUGCAUGCAGCUGCACGUGAAGGUCAUCUACCAACAUGUAUGAGCUGCCGUCAUGAGGCGUCAAACAGCCCCCGAGCGGCACUACUGGGCCAGGCGAUCUGCACAUUUGCCAUGUCAUUUGUCGAUAUUGAUACGUUGAUCAACUAUGUGACAUUUGUAAUGUGGUCGCAGAAAGUGGUUACGGUAGCUGCAUUACUCUACAUCCGCUACAACAAAAUACCCGUUUCUGAAAGUAACAUUUACUGGUGUAGCGGUGGUUGCCAGCGGUUUGGUAGUGUUCUACGCGUUGGUGAAACCAAAGGAGGCUCCGAGAACACUUCAAGUACUUGA